Messenger RNA from Saitoella complicata NRRL Y-17804, 1449 nucleotides. Its product is annotated as glutathione-disulfide reductase. Bases 112 to 1380 code for a protein of 422 amino acids. Gene Ontology annotation, biological process: cell redox homeostasis; glutathione metabolic process; cellular response to oxidative stress. Lineage: Eukaryota; Fungi; Ascomycota; Saitoellomycetes; Saitoellales; Saitoellaceae. The record is from RefSeq and is a predicted model, not a curated record. Gene Ontology annotation, cellular component: mitochondrion; cytosol. The transcript has a single exon. Gene Ontology annotation, molecular function: glutathione-disulfide reductase (NADPH) activity; flavin adenine dinucleotide binding; NADP binding.
AAAUCCUACGACUACCUGGUCAUCGGCGGUGGAUCAGGCGGUCUCGCCUCCGCUCGUCGUGCGGCUGGUAUCUACGGCGCAAAAGCUGCGAUCAUCGAGGCUUCUGGUGUGAUGGGUGGUACUUGUGUCAACGUCGGAUGUGUGCCCAAGAAGGUUAUGUGGUAUUGCUCCGACGUCGCCGACACCGUCCGCGAGGCCCGUGAGUACGGUUUCGAGAACGUCAACGGCGAGGCUGUCUUCAACUGGACCAAGAUCAAGGAGAAGCGUGAUGCGUACAUCAAGCGCCUCAACGGCAUCUACGAGAAGAACCUCCAGAAGGACGACGUCGACUACGUUUUCGGCCGCGCCAAGUUCAUCUCUAAGGAUACCGUCGAAGUCGACCUCCUCGAUGGUGGAAAGGAGCAGUACACCGCCAAGCACAUCCUCGUCGCCGUCGGUGGACACCCAAACAUCCCCAAACUCCCCGGCGCAGAGCACGGAAUCGACUCUGACGGUUUCUUCCGCCUGACUGAACAACCCAAGCGUGUCGCCAUCGUCGGAGCAGGCUACAUCGCCAUCGAGUUCGGAGGCAUGUUCAAUGGCCUCGGAUCCGACGUCACGAUCGUCUACCGCGGUAAAUCCAUCCUCCGCGGUUUCGACCCCAUGGUCACCGAGACCAUCGCAGACGAGUACAAGAAGCGCGGAAUUAACAUGCACGCCGAAUCAAUCCCCAAGCAAGUCACCAAGAACGAUGACGGAUCCCUCACCCUCGAAUUGGAGUCCGGCGAGAAGAUAACCGUCGACUGCCUCAUCUGGGCCACCGGUCGCGUCCCCGACACUCCUUCUUUGGGCUUGGACACCGCAGGCAUCAAGUCCGACGGAAAGAAGGGCUACAUCGUCGUCGACGACUACCAAAACACCAACGUCGAAGGCGUCUACGCCCUCGGCGACGUCUGCGGAAAAAUGGAACUCACCCCCGUCGCCAUCGCCGCCGGCCGCCGCCUCGCAGAACGUAUCUUCGGCGGCGAAAAGUUCAAGGAGGCAAAGCUCGAUUACACCAAUAUCCCCUCCGUCGUCUUCGCGCACCCCGAGGUUGGGUCUAUUGGCCUCACCCAGCCCGAAGCCGAGGAGAAAUACGGUAAGGAUAACAUCAAGGUUUACACCUCCUCCUUCACCGCAAUGUACUACGCCAUGCUCGAGAAGAAGGGUCCGACAAAGUACAAGAUUGUGUGUGCGGGGCCUGAGGAGAAGGUCGUUGGGCUUCAUAUCGUAGGGUUGGGAUCUGCGGAGAUUUUGCAGGGAUUCGGGGUUGCGAUUAAGAUGGGCGCUACGAAGAAGGAUUUCGAUGCUUGUGUUGCGAUUCAUCCUACGAGUGCUGAGGAGCUGGUUACCAUGCGUUAAGGGUAUAUUCAUAGAGGAUGGCGUACGGUAUGAUAGAGUUUGUACGAUGUGAUGAGUAGUAAUGGAACG